AAUGAAGCCCUUUUGCCUUGAAAAUGAAAGCGACAAGAUACGAUUUAUUGCAGAUUUCUGUCAAAAAGGUUCUGGUGAGUGUAAUUUUCUUCAGAGAAUGUUCAAUGUAAGAUCUAUCCCAAAAUGUUUUGAAACACUUAAAAUUGAUAAUGAAAUGAUAUCAAAGUGGAUUAGAGAAAGUUAUCAAGCAGAUACAAUAGUUGACAAUCUAAUCCAAAAGUUGGAUAAAACUGAUCUUGAUGUCGCGGUGGAAUGUGUGAGAGAGUUUUUUGAAAAUCAACCAUCUGGAAAUGUUAGAGCAAUAGCUAAACUCUAUCAUGAAUUUAUUGAUUCUUCGCCUGACAGAAGAUGUCUACCUAAAAUAUACACUUGCUUGUCUCAAUACAAUGGAUAAAAUGAAAAUAAAGAAACUUGUAGGCAUUACUUUUCGUCACAUGAGCCAAGUUAUGAGCAAAGUGAUUAAUAAAUACAAAAAUAAUCUGGAUCCUAAAAUGUUCAGCAAGAUAUAUCUAGAAAUGCAUCAAAAUAUUCCACAAGCAACAGAUUUCGUUGAGGAAUUUAGGAAAGAAGUUCCACCUUGCAAUGAAAAAUUUUUGGACUAUGAAGAUGG
Dimorphilus gyrociliatus is the source of this 610-nucleotide messenger RNA. Lineage: Eukaryota; Metazoa; Annelida; Polychaeta; Dinophilidae. The record is from the annotation of a GenBank genome assembly.